Alternaria incomplexa is the source of this 831-nucleotide messenger RNA. RefSeq lists its product as uncharacterized. The record is from RefSeq and is a predicted model, not a curated record. The transcript is spliced from 2 exons. Bases 1 to 831 code for a protein of 276 amino acids. NCBI's taxonomy places the organism in Eukaryota, Fungi, Ascomycota, Dothideomycetes, Pleosporales, Pleosporaceae.
AUGCCCAAUCUACUAAGUCUACCCACCGAAUUGAUCACGCUCAUCGGUUCGUUUCUCAAGGCAGGGGUCAUAGGCCUUCUCCGCCUCGUCAACAAAGAGCUUCACACAAAGACAUGGCGCAGCUUCUGUCUUCGUUUCAAAACCGUGAAGGUAUCUUUAAUUCGCAUCAGCAUACAAGUACUGAGUGAUGCUGCGUUAUCCCCCGACAUCGCUAACGAGAUCAAGCACAUGAUCAUCGGCACCGAAACACUUGAACAAUACGAACAUGCACCGACGUCAUAUCCCCGUGCGCUGCGUGCUAUGAUAGCCACCGAGGGCAAGGCCGUCGACUUGCGCAUUUGGCUGCAAAACCUCAUCGUCCAAAAGCUACCUAACCUGCGUACAAUCACAUUAGAAGAUCGUCCCGAAGAUCCCGACAGCGAAGACUACCGUCCAAGUAUGGGAAGUGUGGAACUCCUGCGAAGAGCUGGCGUCGAUUUGAGUUUGAACGGCCCAUACGGUCUAUCUAUCUGGGACAAUCCCCGUCGAGGAGACGAUCGAUCUUUUCCCGUGGUAUCGCGAUUGAUAUUGCGCGAGCUACGGCUAUUCGCAACAAUCGGUUGUCUCAAGUUCCGAACCAUCGGCGCCUAUAUGCCGCUCAACGUCCUCUUGAUGACCAAGCGACACCUGCGUAUGCGUCUCUGCUGGUUCACCACUGAUAUCAUCGCUCGCGGGUCGCGCUGGUUCAUGACACGCUGUGGUCACCAGCCUGGUGAGCUCUUCCAAUUUGGUCUUGACUUCCACAUGUUGCUGUUCGAGCCGUUCCAGUGCUUUCUUACUCCUUCUGGCUGA